GAUGUCUGAUAGACCUGUAAAAGUGAGGUGAAUGAGUUUCGCACGCCCAGGGCUGAACGUGUUCAGGCUUCAGUCACAACCGCUCAGAAAGGCCUUGUUUAGCUUCAAUUGCCACGUUAAGUACCCAAUAAAAACGACAGUUGCGUCACUGCCGGCAACGGAAGCAGCAACCGUGACUAUACUUGCCAAAGUCGAGCCUGAAGCGCCGCCGACCUCACUGGCGAGCGCUCCCGCGGAGCGCCGUGCUGAAUUAGACAGCAACACAAUGGAAGUUGAGCGCGACGGGGACAAGGAGCCAGAGGUUGGCAGCAGCGGCGCCACCCCCGACGCCGGAACCGCGGGGGCGGCAAUCGGCGGUGAGCAGCGAGGGCGCACUCCCGCCAAGCAGCCGGGUGGUGGUGGCGGCGGCGGCCGCAAAGGCUGCGGCUCAAAGGAUGGUCGCAAGGGCGGUGGCGGCGGCGCGGUGCAAGCGGCCAGUGCGUCGUUUGUGCCGCCGGAGCUGCCGCCAGGCACCGUCAUCGAGGACGCCGCGUCGGCGCCGCAUCCCGAGGACUACGUGUUCGUGCGAGGGCUGCGGCUGGUGAAGCCAUACUAUUUUGACUUCAAGUGCUAUGUGAAGCAGCGACAGGACGGCCGCCCGCUCAUGCAACUCAUGGCCGAGGAGUUUCCCAUGUUGAGUGAGGACUACUACACACAGGCGGUGGCAACGGGGCGACUGCGGGUGGAGGGCAAGGUGCCGGGCGGCGGACGUGGCAGUGGGGGUGGAGGCGGGGGUGGAGGCUGGGCGGCCAGCAAGCCGCUACGUGCGGGCAUGUGCAUCCGGCACUUCAUCCACAGGCACGAGCCGCCGGUGCUCCAGGGCGAUGUGGAGAUUCUAGGUGUGUCUGACGACUUCGUGGCCGUCAACAAGCCCGCCUGCAUGCCCGUGCACACAGUGGGCCAGUACCGUAAGAACACCGUCAUGGGCGUCGUGCAGGCCACGCACCCGGGCCUGUGGCCGCUGUACCCGACGUACCGCCUGGACAAGCCGGUCAGCGGCGUGCUGUUGCUGGCGCGCAGCAGCGCAGUGGCGGGGCGCAUGCGGGUGCUGCUGGAGGAGCGCGGCUGCGCCAAGGCCUACGUGGCCCGAGUGCAGGGCGUGUUCCCGGACACCUCCUCGCUGUCCGGAGGCGUCAUGGUGGUUGACACGCCGCUGGGGUGGGAAGCCAAGACCAACCACGCCACGCCCGUGCCCGCCUCCGGCCUGGCGGCUGACGGCGCCACGGCUCUGCCGCCGGCUCUGGUGGCGAGCGCCAAACCCGCUGAGACGCACUUCCGGCGACUGAGCGUGUCGCCUGACGGGCUGACCAGUGUGGUUGAGGCCGUACCCAAGACCGGCCGUACACACCAGAUCCGUGUGCACCUGCAGCACGUGGGGCACCCCAUCGCGAACGACACGCAGUACGGCGGCAGCUACGGCUUACCCCUGUUCUUCCGGAGGGGCAUGGGAGGCCCCGCCCGCCCGCACGUGAACGGGCAGCGCAGGCGUUUUGCGGAGGAGAAGUCGGAGACAGGAGCGGAGGGCAGCGGCAGCAGCGAGUCUGCCGCAGACGUGGCGCCAGCAUCGCAGCCCGCGCCGGCGGCGGCAAGGCCAAGACCCGAAGCGGCGGCGGGUGCCGAGGCCGGUGGGGUUGCUGCCGCCGCUGACAGCGCCCCCAGCCACGAGCCGCCCCACAACAAACGGCGGCGUUGUAGCAGCGAUGGCGCAGCUGUAGAGCAGCAGCAGCAACAGCAGCAACAGCAGCAACAACAACAGCAGCAACAGCAGCAACAACAACAGCAGGAGCUGCAGGAGCAGCAGCCUGACGUCGAGGCGGCGGCGCGAGCUAGCGCGCCGGGUGGUGUGGGCGCAAGCGGCGGCGCUGGGCCGAACGCUGACACGGAGUUGAUCGCCGCCUCCUCGCAGCGCUACCUGCAGCUCUACACACAGCCCGAGUUCCAGGUGCCAGGCAGCUGCUCCGACCCGCUGUGCCCGCACUGCCCCUGCCUGGUGCCCGAGGGCUACCCCAUUGACCUGGAGCCGCUCUACCUACACGCAGCCCGCUACGCCUCCAGUGCGGACGCCAUGGCGGCGGCAGUGGCGGCGGCGGCGGCGGCGGCGGCCGAGUCAGAGGCGGGGACAGCGGCGGGGGCCGGGGUAGGCGGUGGUGCAGAGGCAGGAACGCGCGGUGCUGGCGAGACGGAGGUGGAGGCGGCUGUAGGUAGUGCGGGCGCCGGGGAGUCGUGGUGCUUCGUGGCCCCGCUGCCGGAAUGGGCGCGGCCCGAGUAUGUGGCCGUCCCUGCGGGGAGAGGCGGCGGGGCGCUGGCCUAACCUGUCGCGGGCGCCGUGGCCUGUGGUGGGGCCUGCGACCAGUACCUACACCCAGUGCUUGAGAUGGCAAAGGUUGUAAUGGCAUGGGCUGUAGCGAGUUAUCGGCGUGGUAGCGGGCCCUCAUGUUGCCGAAGUUUGCGAGGGUGUGCGGAAGGUCCUUAGGGUGUCAUUGACGUGUGCAGGCGCCCUUUGUUACCGGGCUUGCAGUCGGCGGCGGGAGGCGUAGGGUUAGCGGUGUACGGCUUUGUCGGGUGACACAGAGGCCAGAGCUUGGGGCAUACGCGGCCAGGGCCGGAGUGCAAGGGCAUCAGCAUCAGCAGUGCCGGCACUGGUGCCACCACACGAAUGCGGAGACGCGGAGCGACGCGGUGCCCCAAGCCGCAUUCCUGUGCCUUGCAUGUGGAGCUGAUUCCUGGCAAUCGGCAGCCGACAUGGCCAAGCCGACAUCAAGUGUUC
Molecule: messenger RNA, 2806 nt
Organism: Chlamydomonas reinhardtii
Lineage: Eukaryota; Viridiplantae; Chlorophyta; Chlorophyceae; Chlamydomonadales; Chlamydomonadaceae
Exons: 10
Coding region: 266-2350 (694 amino acids)
Biological process (GO): pseudouridine synthesis
Molecular function (GO): RNA binding; pseudouridine synthase activity
Source: RefSeq, a predicted model, not a curated record